AGACCAACUUCAAGAGAUACGAGCGACCCGGCGAUCAGUGCGUAGGAUCCCGUUAGCCGUGUAACGAGGUGUUGCUGUCGCAGUGCAGCACACGAGGCGGGCCCCGCGCAAUCGACUGACUGGUUUCCGAGUCGAAAAAAGGACGUGUUAAUAGUAAACAAACGAAUAACAGAAGGCGGUUGUUUUUCGAGUGGACGAUUUUAUUAAGUAUUAUACAGCGCGAUAUUCGCGGCUUCCUAAUCUUCGUCGCCGGCGGUAAUUCGAGCUGGGUUUGUUGCGAAAACAACGACGUGCUGUCCGAGUGAAGGAACUUCUGAACACUUUGGCUGUCGGGGGUUAAAUCAUGACAGAGUUGGUUGUCACUUGCCACCUGAGCAACGGACAACUAUGAAGCGUGGGGUAUUUCGCCACUCGCUGCUGCAUCCUAUCGACGCGAAUGUGCAGGUGCCGUAUAUACGCACACUAUUGGGGAUUACGGCGUGAAACGAGAUUCGAGGCCUACCGAUUAUUGCCUCAAUCUUAUUUUGCAAAAGGCGGUUUAAUCUUAUCGUGAAUUCUCCUCGGCGUGCAAAUGCUAUGCGGAUUUAUUAUCCAUCGCGCCGUAUUCUAGCCGUUUAUCUGAUAUAAACACUGGUUCGAUUUUUUUUUCGUUGAUAUUUUCGCAAUGUGUGUGCGCGUGUUCGUCAGUUUCUCUGUAUGCAAUAAUGGAGUAAAGUAUCAUUCGCACAAGUAACGAUAUCAUUGUUAAUAAAGCAAGUAACGAGAUUUCGUUGAGAUGACAGAUGCCAUUGAGGAGUAAAACAAAAGACAACGGAACAUCUGAACGAGAACUCGGCCGGUAACUCGAGUUUGAAACGGCGCGACGUUGGCAAUUGUUCUUAAUUAAAUAAGAUUAAUUGUAAUGGAAGGGAAUGGCGAGGCGCUCCGGGCAGAUCCGGUGCUCGAGGAAACAUUCUACAUAACUUCGAAGAAGAACACGUUCUACCGAGUCAAGCUUACCGAGAAGGGUCUCAGUCUUCAAAAGGAGACCAACGGAUCCACCAAGACUGAGACGAUCGCGUUGAGCGAUAUUAUCGGAUGCAGAUGCAUGCGGUCGAAGAAGCGAAACGCCGGCUCUUGCGUCUGUCACCCGGGCGCCUCUCGAACCCAACUGAAGGUCGUCGAAUCGAGCGAAAACAUUCAGCCCUACGACGAACUCGACAUGUCCGCCUAUCUCUACAUCUACUCGUACCCGAUGAAAAAACCCCGUGUCAAGGGCGCCAGAAGACGCGAAAGAAGCACUCUUACCCUCAGGUUUCGCAGCUUCGACAAGUACGAGGACAAUUUAAGGGAAGCCAGCAGGUGGCGACUCGCCAUCAAGUGCCUCAUCGCCAGGGUACCCGUUCCCAAAUCGCUACUCAGUCCUACCGACGCCAAUUUGGAGCUUCUUCUCAGUGCGUGUCCGGGAGAAGAUCGAAAGCUGUUGGUGCUACUGAAUCCGAAAUCGGGACCAGGCAGGGCGAGAGAAACGUUCCAACGGAGAGUUCAUCCGAUUUUGUCGGAGGCCGAGAAAUCGUACGAGAUCCAUAUCACGAAGUACCCAAAUUACGCCAGGGACUUUGUCAGGUCGAAGGAUAUUUACCAAUGGAGCGGCUUGCUGAUGGUCGGUGGCGAUGGUAUCAUAUUCGAAGUCGUCAAUGGACUAUUCGAAAGGCCGGACUGGGAGAAAGCCAUGAAUCAAUUACCUCUCGGCAUCAUCCCUUGCGGAUCCGGAAACGGCCUCGCCAAGUCCAUCGCACAUGCCGCGCAAGAACCGUUUGACCUGAAUCCAAUGCUUAUCAGUACUCUAUCAGUCGUUAAGUGUAGAAAAACACCUAUGGACUUAGUGCGAGUGGAGACAAGGAAUCAGAUACUGUUCUCGUUCCUCUCCGUCGGCUGGGGUUUGUUAUCCGAUAUUGACAUCGAGAGCGAAAAACUCCGUGCUAUCGGUGGUCAAAGGUUUACCAUUUGGAGCCUGGCACGGCUAAUCGGGCUCAGAACGUACAAAGGCAAAGUGUCUUUCCUGCCGUACGACAAGCCAAUUCCAAAAGAGAACGGCACCACCGGCAACGGAUUUCAGAAAGAUCGUCAACCCGACAUCGGCAAAAUUUCUCAUUCAAAAAGCUACGGGGAUCAACUAGACCGGUACUCGACUAUCUGCGAAUCCAGGAGUUACCACGACGCGAUUGACGGCGAUCAGAUCCCAGAUGCUCAGGAGAGGAUAAACGGCCUGGACGCCAAUGUCGACGAAGUUAUAACUGAGAGCCUAUCUCUAGAAACUGGGAAUCACAGAAGGAGGCUCGACAGCUUCUACUCGGUUACUUCAAAAAAGUCUACAUACUACAGUACUGGGGGUCUCUCCAGUUAUCAGAGUUUCUCUGAAUCGCAGAGCGCCGAAUUAGGCAGUGGUGAAAGUGAGAAUCGAAUUAUGUACGGCCCAGCAUCGACGUUGCCAGCAUUGACCGCAGCGCUUCCUUCAACGUGGACUCAAGUCGAAGGGGAUUUCAUAAUGGUCCACGCCUCCUAUCAGACGCAUCUCGGACAGGAUUUCCUCUUCGCGCCUCGUGCUAAAUUGGCUGACGGUGUAAUUUGGCUGCUUGUUAUUAGAGCGGGUAUCACCAGGGCACAUCUUCUGCAGUUUCUAUUAGGUCUAAGCAACGGUUCCCACCUCAACUGCCCUGGGGUUGAAAUGAUUCCUGUAAAAGCAUUCCGAAUAGAACCAGCCGAAGGUAUGAUCGGUUACUUGACGGUCGAUGGGGAGGCCGUAGAUUAUGGACCGCUCCAAGCCGAAGUAUUUCCAUCCUUAGCGAACGUUAUGAGCACAUGAUUACAAAAAUUGUUUAAUCAAAUUGGCUCAGGUUUUAGAAAAAUUUAUCUCACGAGGGUUUUUGAUACCUCGAAAGCUCAUUACCACUAUUUAUUAUAUUAUCAUUGUUUUGAGUUUUUCAAGGGGCCAUAUUUACCACUUGCGCUAUUCCUGUUAUGACUUGUUUAAAUAUUACAAGUAAUUAUAUCGUACGGGUGAAAGUAUUUUACUCGGCGAAUCCAGCCACGUUCGCGUAUUAUAAUUUCUGUAAGUAAAUUUUUUUCGUUAUGAUAUAGAUAAUCUAAUUUAAUUAUUUGAUACCUUUUUUUUUUUUAAUUAAAUAUAUGGCAAUCUGUCGUUUCUGCUUUUUCCGAAGCUAUAAUACGUAUUGCGUGGUAUAGUUCAUCUUCCAAGAUACUAAUUAUUGUGUAUAUAUUUAGUGAAUCGCAAAAUUUUAAAUAAUACUUUAGACAACGAUAUAUUAUUGAUUCUAGUAUAAUACGAAAUCGCGUCCACGUGUGUUCGCGAAAUUUUCUAGUAGACUUGAUUAGAUAUUACGCAUAGAUUAAUACCGUAGUACUUAUUUCAAUAAACUUGGUUUAAAAAAUUUGCGAUCUUCUACCUACACGGGUCAAUAAAAAAGUAUAAUCAACAGAGAACAAUAAACUGCAUUUACAAUAAAUGUUGAGGUACUCGGGGAAAAAAAAAUUUUCUUAUGACGUUUCAAUCGAGUGCCAUAUGUCUUCAAAAUGUAAAAAUAACAGAGAUACAAAAGCAUAACAUGAUUAAUGAUAAUAAUGAUGAUAAUAAUAAUAGUUGCAGUUUGCACAAAAUUAUAAAAUUUUGUAUUAUAUCAUUACACCACAAAAUACAUAUUAGAAUUUUCGGGCCUUACCUGUGCGUUGUUGUUGCCAUUGUUGUUGUUAUGGUUUAUAACGAGAAUUUUUUUAGUACAAAAUUACAGAAAAAAUUAUCAUUCAAGGGCUACAAAAAAUCAUAUAAAAUUUAUAACGCCGUCUUUAAAAUGUAUAUGAGUAUUGUUCGAGACGCGUGAUGAAGCAGCUAAAUAUAAAAAUUUUAAGCUCAAUAACAAAUAUAAGGAUCAGCAGUAUACUUACGCAUGUGUCAAAACAAUUGUGCACACGAAAUCAUUACCGUUAAAUUGUGAUAGGAGCGUGCAAUUAUAUUCGUGAUUGAAUAGGUCCAGAGAGCGUGUUUAGCGAUUGUAAUUAUAUAUCGGAAUCACUGUUAUUGUUGUUGUUGUCGAUGAUAUUUAUUUCCAUUCCCAUUGAAUUCCAACUCGUAAACGAAGUUAUUAUGUGUACAUAUUGAACUAUACUGUAUAAAUGAAAUAUCAACAGCCAGUUAAGGGGACCUACUUACUUCAAUUGCAUCAUUUCAUCAAUUAACGGCUGCAGACGAAUUAUUUAAGCUACGGUUGGAGUUGAAUAUUUUUUUUUUUUAAAUCGUAUUUCUUGUUUGUUUUUAAUCAAUUUUUUAUGUAAAUAGAUUAUAUAUACAUGUGGCGACAUCGCAGUGAUUAGUAUGAUAUUCGGAUACAUAAAUUUCGUGCCAAUUAAAACGUCAAAAGGCAAUUAAUCUAAUGUUACUUUGGCAGGAAAAGGAAAAUAGUAAAUUCAAUCAAUCCUCUUCCACUGAUUAAAUACCGAGUUGAAUGAGUAUUGAAAUAAUAGUCAACUUCUUAUAUGUGCGAAAAUUUUGCGGGUAUAGUCUAGCCGUAGUGAUUUUUUUUCUUUUUUUUUGCUUCACUCUCUGCUGUAACGGGAACUAAGCGUGAUAUGAAACUUUAGCUUUACCAAAAAUUACGAGACAAACUAUGAGUCUAUAUAUAAUUAAGGAUUGUAAGUUAAAUUUAAAUUUGGUGCUUGGAUUGUCUCUUGUAUCUUUUUUCUUUUUAAUCAAUUUCGCAAUGCACUGGAAAACCACGUUCGUCAAUUUAUACGUUUAUUAUUGUUGCUAUUUUUUAUUGUAUUUUUUGUUAAACGACUAGUACGAGAAUGGUCAAUGAUAAUUGUGAAACAAUGCCAUCCAGGCACUUCAUUUUAAUGUUACGGCAAUUAUUACUAAAAUAUUAGUUGUAUUAAUAAAAAUUAUGAAUUUAU
Neodiprion fabricii is the source of this 4947-nucleotide messenger RNA. RefSeq names its product sphingosine kinase 1-like (gene Sk2). The transcript is spliced from 8 exons. Lineage: Eukaryota; Metazoa; Arthropoda; Insecta; Hymenoptera; Diprionidae. Bases 902 to 2845 code for a protein of 647 amino acids. The record is from RefSeq and is a predicted model, not a curated record. Gene Ontology annotation, cellular component: cytoplasm; intracellular membrane-bounded organelle; membrane. Gene Ontology annotation, biological process: sphingosine biosynthetic process.